CUCAUUCUUGUCAUUGUUUCUUAUAUCCACAGUGUUUAUUUAUUUGAGCUAUUCAACCUUCGAAAUCUGAAGAAGUCUUUUACAUAUAUUUUAAGGGUAUGAUGGAAUGGUCUGCUACAUCUGCUACAAAAGCUUAUCUUGAUACCCUUAAACUGUCAAGGAAGACACCAGAACCUGGGAGCAGUGAAUUUGUAUCAGCCUUAGCAGCUGGCAUGAAGUCUAAACUCAUAGUGGAGGUAGCAUCUGGUGUUUCCCCAUCAACUAUAGCCUUAGCAGCUGCGGCGCGAGAAACUGGUGGGAGGCUAGUGUGUAUUCUUCCAGAGCCAGUCCUUUGUGAAUCAAAAAGAGUAAUUAAAGACUUGGGUCUUAAGGACCUGGUGGAAUUCAGAACUGGAGACCCCUCCGAGCUAUUGCACAACUAUGAGAACAUCGAUUUCUCUCUUGUUGAUUGCAAGAAUGACGGGUACACUAGGUUUCUGAAGUUGCUAGCUGUUAAUCCUAGAAGGUCAGUGGUGGUUGCAAACAACUUGGUGGGUGAGAAAAAAGGGUUGGAAGGCCAUUUGAGAGGAAUGAAGGAAAAGGUUGUAGUGAGGUCUCUGAAGCAUCCUAUUGGGAAAGGCAUGGAAGUUACUAUGAUAGGCAGAAAGGAAGAGACUCAUAAGAAGGAAGGGGUUGGAGGUUUUGGUCGUUCUGGAAUAGGAAUAAGAUCAUGUCGUUCCAUGAAGGGAACUGGCGGUAAGAGUAAAUGGAUUGUCAAGGUUGAUGAGGAGAGCGGUGAGGAACAUAUUUUCAGAGUGCCUAAAUCAGUUUAAGCCAAAUUUGUUUGGCAGGAAUGAUAAUAUUGUGCCCCAGAUUUUUGCAUAAAUUAUAUUUCUUAAGGUGUUAAUAUCAUGAAAUAGCAGGGCAAGAAGUGCUCAAUCAUGCUAGUAGGAGACAUUAUCAUCGUUCUCAUCCUCUGAAAUCUCUCAUGAGAUUUUGCAGCAUGUAAGCUUCAAGUUAUGUUAUUCUAAUAAUCAAUAUCAUUGCUCCUCCACAUUGCCAUACAGGACAAGCAUGGGCUUUAGUAGAUUGUUUUCUGUGAAAUCAGCAUAGCCCUCCUUUUAACAAUGUUGUUGACUAGAGGGGAUUUGUGGCUUAACUGAGAUAUGCAGAGUCUGAAAUCUUCAUGUUUGUUGCCUCAUUAGGUUUUGUGUAGCACUAAAUUUGACCUUGUAACCAUGUCGCCUAGUUUCAACUAGACUAUGGAACUAAUUUCAGUGUCAUCUAUCCUAUCUUAUGUACAAUGAAAGCCAUGUUGUAUUAUUUUUUUCAUUGUAU
Molecule: messenger RNA, 1317 nt
Organism: Quercus robur (English oak)
Lineage: Eukaryota; Viridiplantae; Streptophyta; Magnoliopsida; Fagales; Fagaceae
Exons: 2
Coding region: 99-812 (237 amino acids)
Source: RefSeq, a predicted model, not a curated record